Lolium perenne is the source of this 1581-nucleotide messenger RNA. RefSeq lists its product as uncharacterized. Lineage: Eukaryota; Viridiplantae; Streptophyta; Magnoliopsida; Poales; Poaceae. The record is from RefSeq and is a predicted model, not a curated record.
AGAGAGAAAAAAAAACCCAUGGCGUCUGACGACCUCUUCGAAGGCUUGCCACCGCCAGCCACCGCCGCCGGCGAAGAUCGUGCGGCCUCCCCCACGCCGCCGCCUCCGCCUCCUCCAGCGCCCCCGGCCCCGAGGCGGUCCGCGCUGAAGAGCUCCCUCAAGCGCAGCAAACCCUCCUCGGAUGCUGCCUCCUCGUCCCAACCGGCCGCCCCCGCCCCCGCCACCGCCGAUGUUGCAGCCGAAGGACGCGUUCCCGAGAAGCGCCUUCGUUUCAGAACUCAUGUCGAUGCAUCAGAAAUGCAAAUCAUUGAAGCUAUGCAGAAGAUAACUUCACACAUAGGGAAUCCUUCGAAAUUCAGCAAGGCGUCGAAGCUAGCUCUACAGCUCAUUGAGGCUGGAAGUGUCAAGCCAGCGACAGUUGGGUACUUCUUUGCUGUAUUGGAGGCUGCAAUGUCUUCACUGGGAGCUUGUAAUGAACCUGCUGUACGUGCAGAUUACCAGGUGCUGUUUAAUGCUGCCCAGGGUGUAACAGAGUGUUUCAACCAACAGCAGAAAAAUCAGUUUGAUGUAUGGAUGCUUCAUGCGGUGGUGGCUAAUGACCUCAGUACCGAUGACAGUUUUGUGUUCUCAAAAGCUGUAGGGAAGAUCAAAGAUGCCAUCUCAGCCCUGCCAGUAGCAACAGCGGACGAUGACAAUGAUGAAGCAAGAGCACUUGCGGUAGCUGAAAGCCAAUCUGGCACCACCGAGAAUAAAGCAGAUGAUACAGUGCCAACUGCUGUUAUCAGCUCUCUGCCAGAUGAUAACAACACAGAUGCUGGAGCAUCCAACUCAGGAGAAGAAUUAUCUGAUCCAUUUGGUCUAGAUGAUCUCCUUGAGCACAAGUCGAAGAAAUCCGAGAGGGCUCGAGAGAAGGCGGUCGACGAACUGAACAGAAAAGCGGCCGAGGAGGAGUCCAAGAGAUAUCUGAGGUCACGGCGGGAGGCCCUCCUUAAAUGUCUAGAUAUUGCCGCUCGGCGGUACAGGACACCGUGGACGCAGACCACCGUCGACAUCCUGGGCAAGCAUGCCUACGACAACGUGGGCCGGUUCACGGGUCGACAGCGGGAGGCGGUGGAGAAGCUGUGGAACUCGAUCAAGGAGCAGCAGAUCCGGCGCAAGCAUGGCAAGUCGGCGAGCGGGAAGCUGGACGUGAACGCCUUCGAGCGCCUCCAGGAGAAGUACUCCCACGAGAAGAUCAGCAUCCGGCGUGCCGUUGGCGGUGCGGGAGACCGCCGCGCCACGCAGUGGCUCGGCUAAAGAAUUCCACGUGCCGCCGCCACCAAGUGCACCGAGUCAGUGCCGUCUGAUGAUCGCGGCGUUGCGCCGACCGAAAGAAGAACAACGAUUCCGCUGCUCCCCUGGUGUAGCCAUCUGAAGGCGGUGCAGUGUAAACCAGUGGGAUCUGAUUUUCCGCGACGAUGGGUGUUCACCUGAACUGUUGCGCACGGGUGGACUUGUGUGACUGAUGAAGAAGAUGCAACGCCGAGCGUGCGGUUUAUACUUUGAUAUUCGUUUUCAUUGAUAUGAGGUGUGUGAUCCCCA